This is a messenger RNA of Aspergillus brunneoviolaceus CBS 621.78, 2441 nucleotides long. RefSeq names its product prolyl dipeptidyl peptidase DppIV (gene dppIV). Gene Ontology annotation, biological process: proteolysis. The record is from RefSeq and is a predicted model, not a curated record. The transcript has 3 exons. Gene Ontology annotation, molecular function: dipeptidyl-peptidase activity; serine-type peptidase activity. The coding region runs from base 120 to 2441 and encodes 773 amino acids. NCBI's taxonomy places the organism in Eukaryota, Fungi, Ascomycota, Eurotiomycetes, Eurotiales, Aspergillaceae.
GCACUUGGCCUGCAGCGUAGUGAAACCUCAUCACGUCAGGCAAGACCGCAAUCCCAGCCACCUUCCCGGCAGGUAGGCGGGGGUCCUUCUUGAAAUACUCAGCAUAAGUCACCGCUGGCAUGCCUUGUUGCGAACAGUUGCUUCUUCCACCCUUGGCCACAGCCAUGAAGCAUCUUUUCUUCGUCAUAGGCCUCGCUCAUGCCAUUGGCCUUGCUCGUAAUCCAUAUCCCCUGACCGGGGGUGGCACAAAGCGCCUGACUUUCAAUGAGACCGUCGUGCGAAGGGCGAUUUCGCCGUCACAAAUAUCAGUGGAAUGGAUUUCCACAGCAGAAGAUGGGCAGUAUGUCUACCAAGACGAAGACGGUAGUCUGAAGAUCAACAAUAUUGUUACCAACCAAACGCAGACCCUCGUUGCAUCUGACCACGUCCCGCCGGAGGUGUACAGCUACCAAGUCAAGCCCGAUCUCUCGGCAGUCCUCUGGGAGACCAACCAUACUAAGAAAUACCGACAUUCAUCGCUAGCAGAUUACUACAUUCAAGACGUCCUGUCGUUGCAGCUUAGCCCUCUCGUUCCAGACCAGAACGGCGACAUUCAGUAUGCCCGAUGGAGCCCGGUGGGCGACACGAUCGCAUUUGUCCGGGGAAACAACCUGUUCACCUGGAUUGAUGGGGUCACUACAGCGAUCACCACGGACGGCGGGCCUGAUAUCUUCCAUGGUGUGUCGGACUGGGUUUACGAGGAGGAGAUCUUGGGGGACCGGUUCGCACUAUGGUUCUCUCCCGAUGGGGAGUAUCUCUCCUUCCUGAGUUUCAAUGAGACAGGCGUGCCGACCUACACGGUGCCAUACUACAUGGAUAACCAGGCGAUUGCGCCGCCGUAUCCAGUCGAGAUGCCGAUCCGAUACCCGAAAGUAUCGCAGACCAAUCCCACGGUGCAAUUGAACCUUCUCCGCGUGUCUGAGAACCGCGCUCUAACCGUCCCGAUCGAUCCUUUCGAGUCAGAUGAUUUGAUCAUCGGUGAAGUCUGCUGGCUCACUGAUACUCACACCACGCUAGCCGUCAAGUCAUUCAACCGCGUUCAGGAUCGUCAGGCAGUUGUGGCGGUUGACACUGCUUCAGGGCUGGCGAAAACCAUCCACGAGCGCGACGGCACCGAUGGAUGGAUAGACAACACUCUUUCGAUGAACUAUAUCGGAGCGAUCGACGACAGCUCCUCUUUAUACUACCUCGAUAUCUCCGACCGGUCGGGAUGGUCCCAUCUGUGGCUCUUCCCUCUGUCGGGUGGCGAGCCGACCGCUCUCACUAGCGGCGAAUGGGAGGUGACCUCCAUUCUUAGUAUCGACAGAGCCAGACAGCUCAUCUACUACCUCUCCACCCAACGGCACAGUACUGAGAGGCAUCUUUACUCAGUGUCCUACCGCACAUUCGAAAUCACACCUCUCGAUGAUGACUCCGUGCCCGCGUACUGGUCUGCGUCGUUCUCCGCGCAUUCGGGAUACUACAUCCUCACCUACAGCGGCCCCGAUGUUCCGUACCAGGAGCUCUACUCCGUCGACCAGAGCGAUCCUCUGCGCACAAUCAACGACAACGCUAAGACUGUUACUCAACUCCAGGACUAUGCGCUCCCCAACAUCAGCUACUUCGAACUACCCCUCCCCCAUAGCCCCACAAACGAAACCCUCAAUGUCAUGCGACGACUGCCGGUGAAUUUUGAUCCGACCAAGAAAUACCCCAUCCUGUUCACCCCCUACGGCGGCCCCGGCGCGCAGCAGGUCAGCAAAACAUGGCACUCGAAUACAUCACUUGGGACCGUCGACAACCGGGGGACGGGUUACAAGGGGCGUGCAUUCCGCACACAGGUCUCCAAGCGCUUGGGACUUCUGGAAGCGGCGGACCAGAUCUACGCCGCCCAGCAGGCCGCCGCGCUGCCCUACGUUGACGAGAACCACAUCGCGAUCUGGGGGUGGAGUUUCGGCGGCUACCUGACGGCCAAGGUCAUCGAACAGGAUGAAGACGGCGAUGGCAUCUUCUCGCUGGGACUGAUCACGGCGCCGGUGGCGGACUGGCGGUUCUACGACUCGAUGUACACGGAGCGAUACAUGAAGAUGCUGGCGGAGAACGCGGAGGGCUAUGCGGCCAGCGCGGUGCGGCGGACGGCCGGGUUCCGGAGCGCCCGCGGCGGGGUCCUCAUCCAGCACGGCACGGGGGACGACAACGUGCACUUUCAGAAUUCGGCGGCCCUGGUGGAUCUGUUGGUCGGCGAUGGAGUGUCCCCGGAGAAGGUGCAGGUGCAGUGGUUCACGGACUCGGACCAUAAUAUUAAUUAUCAUGGGGGGAAUGUGUUCUUGUAUAAGCAGUUGGCAGGGCGGCUGUUUGCUGAGAAGAUGCGGGGGGAGGAGGGGGUGAGGCAUGGUUGGAGUCGGAGGGGGGUAGCGGUUUAG